This is a messenger RNA of Aricia agestis (brown argus), 1119 nucleotides long. Its product is annotated as cytochrome b5. The record is from RefSeq and is a predicted model, not a curated record. The coding region runs from base 87 to 476 and encodes 129 amino acids. Gene Ontology annotation, cellular component: membrane; intracellular membrane-bounded organelle. The transcript is spliced from 4 exons. Gene Ontology annotation, molecular function: heme binding. Lineage: Eukaryota; Metazoa; Arthropoda; Insecta; Lepidoptera; Lycaenidae.
AUAGUUCGGCAUUCGGCAAAGAUUAGGUGUUAGAACAAGCUUUUUGCUGUGGUUAAGAAUAUUAAAUUAAAUAAUUUGUUACUAAAAUGAGCCAAGAAACUAAACUUUUUACGAGAGAAGAGCUUAAGUGUCGCAAUACGCGGGAGGAUGCAAUUCUAAUAAUCCACAACGGUGUGUACGAUGUUACACACUUUCUUGAUGAGCACCCCGGCGGCGAGGAGGUGCUCAUGGACCUGGCGGGCAAGGACGCCUCCGAGCCCUUCGAGGACGUCAGCCACAGCUCCGACGCCAGACAGCUGAUGGGCAAGUACAAGAUCGGCGAGCUGGUGGAGGCGGACCGCACCGCCGCCAAGCCCGCCUACGCCCCGCAGUGGACCAACGACACGCCCGCCGAGAACAACUCGUGGAGCUCGUGGCUGGUGCCGCUACUGCUGGGCAUCGCCGCCACCGUCAUCUUCCGCUACAUGUUCCUGUAGACAAGACCGUACGCGGUGCGAGGUAGCCAAGCCUGCGAGAGUGAGAGAUUGACAAGCACCAUUCACUGGACAACGAAUUUGCUACCGUGCCUACUUGAAAGUUUUUAAGCUUUAAAUCAUAUACUAAAUGGCUUUGGGGUCCAAUUAUUGGACGUCGAUUUUCAGGCAAUCGAGAAUUGCCCCCCCUGAGUGCAUGAAUUUUUCGCUAAAAAUGUAUUAAGUUUUCAGUUUUAGGCUUAGUCUACGAUCAGAAUUUACUUAAGUAUUUCUAAAAUCCAGACUAGCCUAAGACCUUUCCUUAUAGACAAGAUUUCAGGUCAACAUUUCAAUACAAAUUAAACGGUAUGACCGAGUAAACUCAACUGUAAACUUACGCAAAACCAAAUAGAGCAAUGUAUUCAUUCAAGUAACCAAUUUGUAAUUAAUGUUGUGUUUUUUAAAUUCUGAGCAAAGGUCAACUUAUUUAAAUGCUCUUUGUGUCUUACUGACCUACUAGCACAGUACAAAAUAAAUCAUUAUAAACUAUAAGUAUAUGUAAUAAAACAGUUCUGUCCUGAAAAUCAUAGUCCGGGAUCAAAACUACGGUAUCCUAUAUCCUUUACGGGACUUAAAAUACCUCCAUACCAAAUUUCAUCAAAAUCGA